UACAAAUGUCUCGUGUGACAGUGUCAGCUGAAGCAAGCUGAAGUUGGAUGGAACAACAAUGAGAUGGGUUACAUACUGUGCAAAAACAGAAUAAUGUUGUGUUGUUAUUUAAGUUCGAAUACAUAAAAUAAGUAAUAUAAAAAUAUUAAUACGCGUAUAUGAGAUCACCGGAGUCGCAGGUUCGGUAAAUAAAAAAUAUGACACCGACGUGGAACUCCAAGAAAGAUGAGAGCAUCUACAAGGCUGCAGGUGCCAUGCACCUGCGCAAGUACGGAGAGUUCUUUGAGAAUCUGUUGGAGAAGUCCUGGAAGGGUGAUUCAACGUUGGAAUACAUUAUAGAGGGUCCUCUGCGCCUGGUUUACAAAACGACAGAGGACAUUGGCAUCCUCUCCCUGGUGGAGAUGGAGAACAAGGUGCUGUCCAAGCUGCUGGCGGCGGUAGCGGGAACGUGCAGGGAAAUCAGAUUGCUGAAGGUGGAAGCCGCUGGCUUUUAUGCGAAGCUCUUCGCCCACGGGGAAAGGAUGGACGACGAUCUUGCCGGUGUAGCCAAACUACUGUCGGAUCUCCUGGAUCUGUCCGUUUUCACCAAUCGUAUGUCGGUCGUCGUGCACCUGACCACGCAACAGUUGGCGAGCCUAUCCGGCGCCGUCCACGAAAUCUAUUUACCUGUCCUGCUCGAAGGCUUCAUAGAUCUGUUCGUGAUCCUCGUGACUCUCGACGAGAUCGUCGACGCUCAACCGGCAAUAUUGGACCAGUGGAAGAAGUACAGGAUGCACGUGCGCUCGAUGAUGCACAAUCCGUCGCAGUUUGGCGUCGCCGGGACGAAGCUGGAGACGUUCGAUCAUCUGCUCAAGGAUCUGCAGGAGAAACUGCUGCGAAAGAAUAUGUUUUUGAAGGCGAUCGAGCACGUGAUGGACGUGAACAAGGGCGCGGUCAUGAGCGAGCAGAUCGUCAGUUAUCUGAAGAACAUGAUCACGGAUGUGGAGAGCAAGUCUAACGACUGUGCCGCGUUGAAUAGGAACUGGAUAAGGGCCAACGUCGGCGUCGCUGUGGUGAUAAAGCUGUUCGGCGCUUGCGACAGGAAGCUGAUCAAGAGGGUGACGGAGGCCAACAAGAGAUUCUACGCAGUCACGUUGGUGGGGAACGUGAUGUGGGUGCCGAGCAAGUUCCUCAGCGACGUCGUGCCGAAGGAGACCGGCAACGCCGUGCUGGGCCCGCAACUGGGCGAGAAGAUUCUGCAGGCGAGGACGCAGAGAUUGCCGGUCACGGUGAACAAUUUGAUACAGCGAGGGACGAGCUGGUGCGUGGAGAUGCAGAGCAUCGUCACGAGGACCAAUCUCCAGGUGUCGGACAUUGGGCAAAAGCGUACGCUGCUGACGGACCUGCUGGCACUGCUGUCCCAGAUGCGGGAGAUCGUCGCGUUCGUGACGAAUCUACACGCCUCGCUGUCCAGGCCGAUGAAUCGCGGCACGGUGCAGCUGAUCUGCAGGCUCAUGGAACUGCAGAAGUCCCUGCAGACGAUGUUCUACGCGCUCGGGCCGGUCGUGGUGCAAUCGCAGGCGCAGGUGUUGCAAUAUUUAGCUUACUACAUGCUAGUCAUGCUGGAAACGGCGCGCAAGGCUCUCGUUCAGAGGGACAAGGGUUACAGCAAGGACCGGCUAGACGCGCUAUCGCUGAUAGGGCUGAGUAUGCGGCUGAUAGGCGGUCCAGCGAGCGCGGACAGGCGACUGAUAGUGCGCUGCGCGUUAGCGUGCGCUACCCAGUUGACCGACACCUUCCGCGAGGAGGACGUGGUAAAGCUGCGGUUCCUAUUGGACAGUUACGACGCCGUGGCCGAGUUGUACGAGCUGGUCGACGAGCACGGUGACUACUCGUUGCUGCUGCAUCAUCAGAACAUGUUGCCCGCCUAUCUCUCCUCGGUCGUCGACGGCAAUACCGGCGUCUGUCACAUUGCUCAUCUGUUCGCUGCCUUCAACAGCGCCGUGGGCGAGCAGGAGUUUGCUGAGCUGAGGGUAAAACGCAUCGCGGAACUCCGGGAGAGCCUGGUGAAGAACGUCCUGAAACCGGCCUGCCACGAGAUCGAGACUAGCCUACGACUACACGUGCACGCUCAUCUCAAACUGGACUCUACGAAUCCCUUCAACAUUGGUGCGAAAGACGGCGGCAGGGUGGUGCGAGUCCCGCCGCUGCCACUGGCCGAGAACAUGAUCUGCACGAAGAGAUUCGUCGAGCAUUACCUGAACGAUAUGUUUUACAAUCUGACGACAGUGGCCCUGCACGAUUGGAGAACCUACCGGACGAUGCACGCGUUGGCCAGCUAUAAGAUGGGCCUGGACACGGUGCAGGAUCAUCUGCCGACGCAAACUCUCGAGCAGGGCCUGGACGCUCUAGAGAUUAUGCGCAACAUCCACGUGUUCGUUUCCAGGUACCUAUACAACCUGAACACGCAGACGUUCGUGGAACACAGCAGCGGCAACAAGCAUCUAAACACCAUCGGCAUCCGGCACAUCGCCAACUCAAUUCGCACCCACGGCACCGGUAUCAUGAGCACCACAGUGAACUUCGUCUACCAGUUUCUGCGCGUGAAGCUGCAUACCUUUUCGCAAUUUCUCUUCGACGAGCACAUCAAGUCGCGGCUGAUGCGCGACAUCAGGUUCGUCCGAGCGCAACGGGAAGCGGGCGCCGCUCCAUACACAUACGAACGAGCGGAGAAAUUUCAGAAGGGUAUCCGGAAACUGGGAAUGACCGCCGAUGGGUUGAGCUACCUGGAUCAAUUUCGACAGCUGAUCACGCAGAUCGGCAACGCGCUCGGCUACGUGCGGUUGAUCCGUUCCGGCGGCCUCCACGCUAGCUCGAACGCGGUGUCCUUCCUGCCGGAUAUCGAGAGAACGGUGCCGUUUGAGUCGCUCUGUCGCGGACUGAAUUAUAGCGCCACGACGCAGGCCGCUGCCAGACGGUUGGAGAACGACAUCGACGAUCUGGUGCGCAACUUCACCGAGGGUAUUCAAUACUUCAAGCUACUGGUCGAUGUGUUUGCAUCGGCUUUCCGCGACGCCAAGUCCUAUCAUCUGCAACAGUUCUACGCCAUCGUGCCGCCGCUAACGCUCAGCUUCGUCGACAAUUCCGUAUCCAACAAAGAGAAGAUGUUCAAGAAGAACCAGACCGGCGCGGCUUUCACCGACGACGGCUUCGCCAUGGGUAUCGCCUACAUCAAUGCGUUGCUCGAUCAGAGCUCCGAGCUGGACGGUCUUCAUUGGUUCAAGACGGUGGAGCAGCACGUUGCCCAGGAGAGACUCGCCGCAGAGCGCAAGGAUGAUAACGGUGACGAGAAGCUCCAACAGACCAGGGCGCUCACGCUUCAACGUCUCACCGAGAGAAACGCCGAAUUCCAGUUGUUAUACUAUAGUCUUUCCGGUGCCAGAGUGUUCUUCAAGCAACCCGAUACGUAGCGCAAGACAAUCUGCUCAUUUUGAUAUUUCAAUAUUGUUGCUCUUGAGCACUAAUUAGUUAAGUCGAUUUCAUGAUUAUUGGGAGAGAGAUGGUUAGCACAGAUCUCGACGAUUUAGAUGAAUGUGCAUUUGAAACCAUUUCUUUCCUAAUUGUUGAGUGCGAUUGAAAUUUUGAAUAAAUAUAAUCCCCACAUUCCA
Molecule: messenger RNA, 3647 nt
Organism: Temnothorax curvispinosus
Lineage: Eukaryota; Metazoa; Arthropoda; Insecta; Hymenoptera; Formicidae
Product: WASH complex subunit 4-like
Exons: 3
Coding region: 198-3449 (1083 amino acids)
Biological process (GO): endosome organization; endosomal transport
Cellular component (GO): endosome; WASH complex
Source: RefSeq, a predicted model, not a curated record